Messenger RNA from Chaetomium strumarium, 699 nucleotides. Its product is annotated as peptidyl-tRNA hydrolase PTH2-domain-containing protein. The record is from RefSeq and is a predicted model, not a curated record. NCBI's taxonomy places the organism in Eukaryota, Fungi, Ascomycota, Sordariomycetes, Sordariales, Chaetomiaceae. The transcript is spliced from 2 exons. Gene Ontology annotation, molecular function: peptidyl-tRNA hydrolase activity. Gene Ontology annotation, cellular component: mitochondrion; cytosol. Bases 1 to 699 code for a protein of 232 amino acids.
AUGUCAGAAAUGACUUCGGCGGUGGUCAUAACCACCAGCAUCGUCGCGCUCCUCUCGGGCUUCGGGCUCGGCGUAUACUCAACCCGCGGCUGGCUCAUAUCCCCCGAUCUGAGGGCCGAGCGCGAAGCCAGUUUCAAAGACCCAGUCGAGAGCGAAGAGUCGGACGUCGACGAGGAAGACACCGUACUGGACCACGCACCCAACUGGGCCAACGGCGAGGAGGCCGACCGCCGCCAAGGGCUGCGCGCAUCAGCCCAAUCACAAUCGCAGCCACUGUCACAAUCACAAUCGGGGAGGCAGUCCCUCAACAUCAACCCAAACGAGGAGUGCAAGCUUGUAUUAGUAGUCAGGUCUGACUUGGGCAUGACCAAGGGCAAAAUCGCCGCGCAAUGCUCGCACGCCACGCUGGCAUGCUACAAGACACUCCUCCGCGCCGCGCAACGGGACCCGCAGUGCGCCGAGGCCAAGAUCCUGCGGCAGUGGGAGCGCAUGGGGCAGGCCAAGAUCGCCGUGCAGGUGAAGAGCGAGGACGAGCUGCUCGAGCUGAUGGGUAAAGCACGGAGCCUGGGCGUGACGGCCGAGGUGAUUGCCGACGCGGGGAGGACACAGAUCGCCUCGGGCAGCCGGACGGUGCUGGGCGUUGGGCCAGCGCCCAAGAGCAUGGUUGAUAUGGUCACGGGCCAUUUGAAGCUCUUGUGA